Molecule: messenger RNA, 3299 nt
Organism: Solanum verrucosum
Lineage: Eukaryota; Viridiplantae; Streptophyta; Magnoliopsida; Solanales; Solanaceae
Biological process (GO): response to endoplasmic reticulum stress
Molecular function (GO): protein binding
Source: RefSeq, a predicted model, not a curated record
AUUGAUGUUACUUGUUUUUCUCUUCUACUUCAAAGCAUAGUUAACAUUUAUGAAGCUGUCCUUACACAAAGGUUCCUAACUGCUAUCACAACAAGUUGAUGCAAUCACCUUAUCACACACACAAAAAACACUUUGAUGCAGUCAUAGUUCAAUUCCACUGUUGGUGAACUUGUAAUUCUUUCAGAUGGCCUUAACAGGAAGGCUACCUUUUGUGCUCAUAAGAAAUAUGUAUUUGUUGUUUCAUCCCUAAAUGUUCUGCAUGUCAUGCUUUAACAUUGUUAAUGCUCAUAAAAGUUACUUGAACCUGGUAUUCCAUCCUCCCCGAUAGCAUGGAAAUGCUUUAACAUACUUAUCUUCGCUGAUACAUGUGGAUUUGACACUGCCAUCAAUCUUAAUUAAUUCUGCUCAUCAAUAUUUUUUAGUUAAUUCUUGAAAAGACAAGCGCUAGUGGUAGAGGCAGAAACAAAUCUCGUGUAUGAUCUUAACCUUUUUCUGGUGGUUAUUGAGUACUGACUGUUACUGAUCAUAGACAUUCAUAGUGUGCAGGUUCGACGAGAAUUGUGAUUACCAACUCUUACAAUCAAGACUUCCAACAUCAUUGGUCCUCAACCGGCAGGCCAUUUAUCCCACAAAAUAAUGGGGGCUGGGAGAAAGACGACAACAGUGGGGCUAAAGGAGAAAAGCGAAUACACGUCGACAGUUAAUGGCAGUACAUCAGCUAGGAAUCUGAGAAAGGCCGACCUUGGAUCAGUAAUUUUUGGAUGCAAGCAUUUGACAUAUAAGGAAUGCAUGUUCAAACAGUUAUUUGGUUUACCAGCUCCUCAUUUCUCAUAUGUGAAGAAUAUCAACAUUGGCUUAACUCUAUUCCUAUUCAACUAUAGUGAUCGAAAGCUCCAUGGCAUCUUUGAGGCUGCUAGCCCUGGGCAGCUGAAUAUCAAUCCGUAUGCGUGGACGUCUGAUGGAACAGAGAGUACACCAUAUGCAGCACAGGUAAGGAUCCGAGUGCGGAAGUUGUACCAUCCCUUGACUGAAAAUCAGUUUAUCUCAAUCAUUGGUGACAACUAUUUUGCACCAAAGUUGUUUUGGUUUGAGCUGGAUCGAAGCCAAACCAAAAGAUUGGUUGACUUGUUUUCAUCUUUGCCAGCCUUUAAUGAUGUCAUUAGCCUGCAAAUUCCAUCUAAGUUGAACCAUCCUUUCAAAAGUUCACCAACGACUGGGCCAAUAGAUGCAGUUGGUAAAAUAGAAGACUGGGAGAACUUAGAUCAUGAUGGUUGGGCAGAUACUCCAAGAUUGGUGAAUACUGAUACCACUGGGAACCUAAAUUAUGAGAAGUCACAUGCCUCUGUGCUAAGAAGCACUAGUGCAUCCACAUCAGUAAUCGAACCCAUGGCUAAUUCACAGAAGUUGUGGAGUUCAUUGUUCAAAUCAUCAGCUUCUGAUAUGAAUAAGAUGGAUCCAACUUCUAACAUGGACAAGACAGAUCCAAUGCUGAAUUCAUCUUCACAUCCUAGUUCACCAUUCCCAGAUAAAGGUAGAAUGGAUUGGGAAUCAUGCCUUCCAUCUUCUGUUGACAAAGAUGGACAAAUGUAUCAGGCUUGGGGCUUAAUGGAACAUGAAGAACGUGUUGAAUCAAUAUCAAGCUUUGUCAGUUGUUCGAUGCAGAAUCAAUCAAUCCCCUCCAGUCAGCAGAGCAAGUUGUCUGAAAGGCAAUACACGGGACAGGAGAGUGAACAUUCUGAGCUCACUGUUUCUGAGUUGAAUCUUCAGAAGCUAAAUGAACUGAAUAUUGAAUGGCAGUCAUCCUGCGGAGGAAGUCAGCAUGCAGAAUCUUCUAUGGACAAUGAUAAUGUGGAAGUGCCGGAUGAUGGACCAACAAGUUUAAUGGGCUUACAGGAGGAAGGCCAAAGAGAUAUUUCUCAAACAUCUUUUGCUAAUAACAUUGGUUCUGAAGAUAGAAAUUCUGAAGUGCUAGGGAUGCUCAAACAAGUGAACCCUUCUGAUCCUUUAGCCCUUGUAGCUAAGUUAAUGGGAGAAGUGGAGGGAUUGAAGAGAUCUAAGAUGGAACAAGACCGGAAAAUGAUGAUUCUGGAGCAAGAGCUGGUUCAUUACAAAUUGGAACUGCGACAAUUCAUGAACAUGCUUAAUGAAUUGGUACCUGGGCUGUUGUAUGCCUCAAGGGCUCUUGAGGAAGUACACGUACCACGAGGACAACUUCCUCCAGGAAUUAAUGAUUCCGUGGUCAUUGUGGGAUAUAAUGGCUCUUCAUGGAUGCCAUCCUUGGAUUCCUACUUUCCUUCGCACGAUCGUGUGGAAACACUUAGCCAGAUGACCUUUCCAAGAUCGCAUGCGGCGGCAGUGAAAUUAAAUGGUGAACUUUUUGUACUUGGUGGGGUGCAUAAUAAUGUGUAUUUCAAUACAGUUGAAUCGUACAAUCCAUUGAGAAAUCAAUGGAGUCAACAACCUUCAUUGAAUGAGAAGAAGGGCUGCUUAGCUGGAGCUUCUUUGAAUGACAAAAUUUUUGCUUUUGGUGGUGGAAAUGGUGUUCAAUGUUUUUCACAGGUAGAAAUGUUUGACUUGAACCUUGGACAUUGGAUCUCUGCUCAGUCAAUGAUGCAAAAGCGGUUUGCUCCAGCAGCAACAGAUAUUAAUGGUGCUAUAUAUGUUGCUGGUGGUUAUGAUGGGAAGGCUUAUACGAAAUCUGUUGAAAGAUUUGACCCGAGGGAACAUACAUGGACUACAGUGGGAUGCAUGAAAACGAGGAGGGGAUGCCACUCUUUGGUUGCCUACAAUGAGAAGUUAUAUUCCUUGGGUGGUUAUGAUGGAGAGAAGAUGGUUUCAUCUGUUGAGAUACUUGAUCCACGGUUUGGUUCAUGGGUGAUGGGAGAGCAGAUGAACGGUCCCAGGGGUUACUCUGGAGCAGUUGUGAUAGGAGGAAAAAUAUUUGUAUUUGGCGGGGUAAACGAUCAAGAGGAAAUUCUAAAUUCGGUUGAAUGCUAUGAAGAUGGCCAUGGUUGGCAGAUGACUAACUCGAAGACUUUAGGGAAGAGAUGUUUCUUGUCUGCCCUCGUCUUGUGAGUUUGGGAAGAAUAUCUCAACGUUUUGGUGCUAAUACAUGUAAUGUAUUGUCAUAUAGUAUGACACAGGGUAAUGACUUCACUGCACAUAUUGCUGAUCCAAAUCUGUAAAUGAUUAGUUAGUAUAUAUAACUAGUGUCUAGUGAUAUAUACACUGGUACACAAGUAGUGCCAAGCUCAUGUGUGACUGUCUUAAACUCCAUGCUUUUGCCGCUUCACUGAAAU